Molecule: messenger RNA, 474 nt
Organism: Stegodyphus dumicola
Lineage: Eukaryota; Metazoa; Arthropoda; Arachnida; Araneae; Eresidae
Source: RefSeq, a predicted model, not a curated record
AUGCUCAAUAAAGAGACAUUGAUAUUUGAUUUGUGGGCUUUUGACACGCUGGGAAUUUUAGAUCCUUUAAAAGACAAAACUAAAUUGGAUUUUCAAGAAGAAGCAAGUAAACAUUUCUUAUCUGCAGUUAAAAUAAAUAAAGAAGGUCGUUUUCAAGUAUUCUCACCGUGGCUUCGUGAUCAUCCGCCCUUGCCAGAAAAUUUUGAUUUGGCUAUUAAAAGAUUAGAUUCGACUGUUAAACGAUUGAAAGCUGAUAAUCUUUAUGAAGAAUGUGGGGAAGGGUUUUGUGAGUGGGAACGAGAAGGAAUAAUAGAAUCUGUAGCGAAAAAUGAAAUUGAGUUACGUUGUCAUUACUUACCUCAUCAUCACGUAGUCAAAGAAAACAGUGUAACAAAGAUUCGACCAGUAUUUGACGCUUCAGCAAAACAGAAAGGAGCACCGAGUCUAAAUGACUGCCUUGGAAAGGGUUGUUGA